CACUUCAACAACCUUCAUCUCUUCCCAUUUCUUUAUCACUAUCAUUUUUAUCAAGACUUCAACCAAACUAUUCAUCUGAUCUCUCACUUAACUUAAACAUUGCAACUUACAAUAUUCAAG
Messenger RNA from Cetraspora pellucida, 120 nucleotides. The record is from the annotation of a GenBank genome assembly. Lineage: Eukaryota; Fungi; Glomeromycota; Glomeromycetes; Diversisporales; Gigasporaceae.